Molecule: messenger RNA, 1219 nt
Organism: Oncorhynchus kisutch (coho salmon)
Lineage: Eukaryota; Metazoa; Chordata; Actinopteri; Salmoniformes; Salmonidae
Product: olfactory receptor 1D2-like
Exons: 1
Coding region: 263-1201 (312 amino acids)
Biological process (GO): G protein-coupled receptor signaling pathway; detection of chemical stimulus involved in sensory perception of smell
Cellular component (GO): membrane
Molecular function (GO): G protein-coupled receptor activity; olfactory receptor activity; odorant binding
Source: RefSeq, a predicted model, not a curated record
UUUCAUGGACACAAGUUUCUUCAUUUUUUUCACUCCUCGGAAAUCUGAUAAUGUACAGAUAUUAUAAGGAACUUUUUCAUUUUUAGAAUGAUAAGAGUUUGAGGGACAAUUUGAAUUUGUUUUGUUAAAACUAUUGUGUUUAGUCUGAGCCGACACAGAAUCAAAUUAUUCACACUUGCAUUCAUUCACAUCCAUACACACUGAAGCCUUGCAAGGACUAAGAAUUUUUGCAUUGACCAGAGGAUUUCUUUUUACAAAAGCUAUGGAGAACUCAACCCAAGUCAAGUUAUUUUAUCUCUUUGGCUUAAAAGAGACAUUUAACAACAAAUCGGUCUAUUUUAUCUUGUCUCUUAUCACAUACCUUCUCAUCAUCACUGUGAAUCUGACUCUGAUCAUAACAAUAAUUCAGGAGAAAGUUCUCCAUGAGCCCAUGUAUAUCUUUCUGUGUAGUCUAUGUGUCAAUGGAUUGUAUGGAACUGCUGGUUUCUACCCCAAGUUCUUACUGGACCUUCAGUCAGAUGUUCAGGUGAUAUCUUAUGGUGGAUGUUUGACUCAAGCCUAUGUAAUAUACACAUCUGUCCUGUGUGAAAUUUCUACUUUAACAGUGAUGUCUUACGACAGGUAUGUGGCAAUAUGCAGACCACUACUAUAUCAUACAAUUGUGACAUCUUUAACUGUUAGAAAGUUACUCUUAUUGUCUUGGUGUUAUCCUUUAUUUGCAGGACUCAUAUCACUCAUUUCAGCUGUCAGAAUUCCUUUGUGUGGGUCUCGCAUUGAUAAAAUCUUCUGUGACAUUCCGUCUAUGUUGAAACAUGCAUGUUUACCCAUUACAAUCAAUCCGAUUUUGAACAAAUGUAUAAUAGUGGUUCAUUUUUUACAGAUACUUUUCAUUGUAUUUUCUUACUGUAAGAUUGUAAGGACUUGUGUAAAGUCAGCAAAGGGAAGGACUAAGUUCACACAGACAUGUGUGCCACAUUUAAUAACAAUGGUUAUUUUCAUCACAGUGACCCUGUUUGACACAUUGCAAGGAUGGAAUAGUAAUGUAAAUAUUACAUUAAAUAUGCGUAAUGCAAUGGCUGUACAAUUCCUUGUUAUACCACCUGUAUUUAACCCUCUGAUAUAUGGACUUAACCUCCAUCAGAUCCGAAGUGCAGUUUUUAGAAAGUGUAAUGCACAUAAAACCAUUGAUGUGAGACAUUAAUUACAUUAUCUAAUGCUA